AUGCUGACAAAGUUGGAGCGGCGAAAUGAACAGCGUGAGGCCAUGCUGAUUACGCGUGUGGAAACUUACCGGAAGGAGAUUGAGGCCCACAGGGGGCGGGAAGAAACCCUGCAGAAGCGUAUUGGCGAGGUGGAGGAGCUCGGACGGAAGGUGGCGACGUGGAUGAAAAUAUUGGAGGAGCGCGACACGAAAAUUGUGGCAAAGGAGCAGCGGCUGCGUCGCGUGCAAACAGACUUGGUUCGCCGCUCGGAGGAGCUUUUGUGCUACCGCAACGGCCGGGCGAAGCUGCCGUCACGGAUGGCCCAGAGGCCUACAAAUAAUCCAUAA
Molecule: messenger RNA, 327 nt
Organism: Trypanosoma rangeli
Lineage: Eukaryota; Euglenozoa; Kinetoplastea; Trypanosomatida; Trypanosomatidae
Exons: 1
Coding region: 1-327 (108 amino acids)
Source: RefSeq, a predicted model, not a curated record